Molecule: messenger RNA, 1101 nt
Organism: Encephalitozoon intestinalis ATCC 50506
Lineage: Eukaryota; Fungi; Microsporidia; Unikaryonidae
Exons: 1
Coding region: 1-1101 (366 amino acids)
Source: RefSeq, a predicted model, not a curated record
AUGAGUAAGAAAGCUACGGGUGACGCUGAUGAAUCCGACUUUUCUUAUGAAUACACAUCCUCUGAUUCUUUUGAAACCGUUUCCGAGGAGAUCUCUGAAUACGAGAAGGAGUACUUUGGAGAUAUUUCUGAAGAAGCUGGAGCUGAGUCUGAAGAGAAGGCGGCCUGGGAAGAUAGCGAUGACGACCCUGGAAUACGAGAAGAUCACAAGAAAACAGUAACAUGGCUUGACGGAAAGCAAUGCAAGAAGCAAAUAGAAGUUCGCAAGAAAAAAGUGAGAUUUGAAUACGAGAAGAAUCUAUUUCUCUCCAAGUGCAAAAUCAAACUGGCCAAAGCUCAUGGAGAGUAUUUGGUUGUUGUGGAUACCUACAACAAUAUCUACAUACUCAAGGAUUUCAAGAUCCAUAAGACACUUUGGAUUGAGUUGUUUGGGAUCUCGGAUUUUAUAUAUACAGGGGAAAGGAUCUUAUUCUCUUCGCAUAAGCAAAGCAACCUAAAGGAAGUUACAUUUGAUGGAGACGUCCGAAACAUAAGCAUAAAGUCUGUAGAAGGCAUAAAGAAGAUGAUUAGUAUUGGAGAUUUCAUAUAUACAAUUGGAAAGAAAUUAAUUCUUUUGAAUAGUUCCUACGAGGUGGUUGAGGUGAUGGAAGGAGAGUUUAUGGACAUUGCAGUAUCUGAGGAGGCUGUAUAUGCAAUGGGAUGUGGAGGAGAUAUCGUUAUGCUGACACCUGAUUUGCAGAUUUUAAGGAAGGAGAGCUUUGAGGACAAGUUUGAUUUCCACUCGAUAUAUUUUUUUGCAAAUCAAGUCUUUAUUGGAAUGGGAAUGGGAGUAAAGGUGCUUGACAAAGAUAUGAAGCCAGUCAAGGAGUUCAAAAACCUUAAAAAUGGGGUUACAGGGCUUACAGGCCAUAGAGAAUAUGUGAUAUACGGAUCGGAUUAUACCAAUUCCCUGAAGAUAAUCCUUCCAGGCCUGAAAUGCUUUAACAAGUUUCCAUUCAACGCCAUCAGUAUCCCUUCGAUUAAUUCUCUAGAAUCUGAUGGUAAGAAUAUUGUGGUCUGUUCUGGAAGAUCUGUUAGCAUUCUUCGAAUGAAAGUGGAGUGA